Cinara cedri is the source of this 8988-nucleotide messenger RNA. The record is from the annotation of a GenBank genome assembly. Lineage: Eukaryota; Metazoa; Arthropoda; Insecta; Hemiptera; Aphididae.
AUGGAUUUUUUUUUAAAAAAACCAAGCAACGUUUUAAAACGUCUUGGUUCUAAUAAUAAUAAAUCUCUAACAGAAGAAAAUAAAUGGUAAGAAUUGUUUCUAAUAUUAUUAAGUAUGAUACGCAAACAGAAAAAAAAAUGCCCCUACACAAUAAUGUUUUAAAUUUAAGAAGUUAAUUUUGUAUUCCUAUUUAAUUCUACUAAUUUUAUUGUGGGAAGUAAGAAAUCUAAAAGUAUCUUGUACAAUUGGUUUGUAUUUUAUUAUUUCUAUUAACUAGUGUUUUUGGAAUGAAAACCUUAACUUGAAAUUUUAUUAUACAGUGGAUGCCGCUUAUAGGACUUAAAGAUUUAAGGUUUAGUUGAUUAUUACGCUCAAAAUCGUCUGGAACAGUUCAGACGUAUCCAAAUACAUUAUAAAACAAUUUGGUUACAAGGUUCAAAUUUCAUAAAAUGUAGUGCCGCCAUUGGAUAUAUCGAUAAGUCAACUCACCCCCUAUGGCCAGUAUCCUUGUUAUGUCUACUUAUUUGUAUUUUAUCCAUAAAUAGUGUAAUUCUGUUGAUAUUCCAUAAUGUUAUUGUUGUAUUCAUCCACAUUAAUUUAUUUACUGGGUUUAAUAAUUAUUACAAAAGUACAGGUAGCAUAAGAUGGCCAUACAAUUUUUAAUUUAUUAAAUUGUGUUACAUUUUAUUUGUUUAAGCAAACCAAAAUCUCCUAUUGUUACUAUUAAUUUAAUAGAUAGUGACGAAGAAAAAAGUAUAAAACAGAAACCAGUACCUGACAAACUACGUAAGUACCAAUAAUAUUGAAUAAUGUAAAUACUAAAUAUUCUUAUAUGUGUUUACAAUUUAAUUAAGCACUAACAAAUUUGAAUUCAGAAACAUAGUAACUACUGUUUUAAUAUUUAUUCAAAGUAGUAUUAUUAAACUUUAUAAUUAUUAAAUUUAUUCUGUGUAUACCAAAAAAUAUAAAUAUAAUUUUUAAAAUAAAGGAAAAUUGUAAGAUUUUAUUUUUUUGGUGAAAUUCAUACAGUAGAACAUUUUGAUUUGCAACUAUUAUUUAAUAUUAAAUAGUGUGUUAUGAAUAAUGAAUUAAAAUGACAUUAUAUUAUUAAUAAACAUAUAUUAAAAUAUUUGUAUUUGUGUAUUUCUAGAAAAAAUAACUAAAUAUUACUGAGUCUACAAAAAAAACUUAAAAUUAGUUAAAUUUAAGAAAUUUGAGAGUGUGGAUAAUCUACACUAUUGUUUAAGUGUAAUAUUAUGUGAUAGGUACACUGUGAUAAAAUUAAAUAACAUUAAACAACUAAAAUAACUUAUUCUUAUUUUUUUUAUAAACUACAAAUGAUUAAUUGAAUAUUUUUAUUUUGUAUUUAAGAAUUUUCAAAAAAUAUUAAAGAGGAUAAUGUAUUUAAUAAUUUCAACUAUGAUGAUGAUGAUGUCAGUAUUAUUUUUAGCCCAGAAAAAACAACAUCCAAUCGAAACAAUGUAAGUAGAACAUUUCAUAUUGUAUUUUAUUAAUUAUAAUGCAUAGGUAUUUUUUAUUUAUAUAGGUUCUUUUAAGUUUCAAAAAUAGUCGAGAGAUUAUAUUAACUAUUAAACUAAAUGAUAAUCUAGUGAUUAUUAGGUUUAACAUAUAAAGAAGUUAUUUUUUUUUUUAAGUAUCCCAGUAUCUAAAUUUUUAUAUUAUUCUAUUAAAUAAAAAUUGCAAUUUUAAAAAAAAGUAUUGAAAAGGUUUGAAAAAAUGCAAUUAAUUUAAAGUAAAAUAAAUUAUAAGCUUAUGCCUGUUCAAGUCAGUGUAUAAUACAGUUGAUAUUUUUAAUUUUGAAUUAAAGAUUUUACACAAUCUUGAACUAUUUAAUAAUUUUAUUUUUAGAAGUAAUCUAUUUUACAGUAUAUUUAAGUUUUAUUUUGUAUGGUUUUUGCCAAAAACAUUCAUUUAAAAAACAUUGUUUCUAUAUUCAAAAGAAACGAGUUAGUUUUACCAUAAAAUAUAAACCAUUUUCGCCUGAAAUUUGAUGUUUGACAUUUACUAUUGACUAAUUUUUUAUUGAAUUACUAUUUGUUACUAUAUUUAUUUAAAUAGAACGUAACAAUGUAUUUUUUUAUUUUAGUCAACUCAAAUAAUUGAUUUGGUCAAUUUAGAUAGGUCUACAAGUCCAUCUAUAUUUUCUGAUUUUGAAUCUAAAUCACCUGAAGAAUUAAUAAAGAAACAGCAGUUUUCUACAAAUUCAACAGCCAUUUGUAAAGAUGUAAUUAAUGAUAAAUCUUCAAAAAAUUGCAAUGAUUAUUUAUAUAAUUCAGGUUUGUUUAUUUUAUUUGUGUAAUUAUUUUCGUAAUUGUUUCAUAUUUUACUCAUAGGAAAUCAAUCAAUAGAUUUAGGAAAUUGGCUCAAUGAUCUGAAUAAUAAUUCUAUUCUAGCUGAAACAAUUCCAGAUGUAAGUAUUAAUAAAUGUAUGAAAUAAUCAAUUAUUAUAUUUUAUAAUUAACUAAGUUCAUACAUUUUUAUUUUAUUUAAAAAAAAAUAACCAAACAACUCCAUUUAUCAAAAAUUAGUCAUCUAAAAUUGUAUUUAAGUUAUAUUAACUUUACUUUUGUUUCAUUCACUUGUUAAUAUUUAAGAAUUAUAUUAUAUUUAGUAAAAGAUUUUGUUUUAAUAAAAGUCUUAUACAAAUAUUUAAACAAUCCAAACAAUUCGGAAAUGCAAUACUUAAAUUUUAAAUAAUAUCACUACUACAAUAUUAGACUAAUUUAUACAAGAUUUAAAAUACUAGAGUUUAUUAUAGUUUUUUUUAAAAAUAUGUAUAAAUAUAACACCAAUUUAAUUUUACUGUUAUAAUUUAUAGACAAGUUUUAAUAAUCUUAUGUUAUGUACAAUUUUUAUUUAGAUAUCAAUCACAAGUUUAGAAAAUCAUUUGAUGGACUUAAAAAAAUUAGAAUUGGAUCUGUUAGAACAAGUGUAUAAUAUAAUCUUGACAAUACCAGAUACUAUUAUACUCUCCAUUCCUAGUAUUAAAAGCCCAUUAGUUUUGACUCAGCUUAAAAGAAUUCGACAAAAAAUAAAAAAUAAAUUAAAAAUUGGUAAUACACGAUUAACAAAUGAAUGCUAUUCAAGACCAUUGAAUUUGAAUAAUAACAGUUUUGGUACCCUUGAAAAUAAGUCAAGAACAUCUAUCGUAAACAGAUUUGAUGCAAUAACCAAUCCUCAUGAUUCUCAUUAUGAAAAACAAACUUAUAAUUCUAUAAAUUACCAUCAAAAUAAUGUUUAUAACGAAAGUAAUAGUAUUACUAAUACUAAUAAAUGGGUUUCACCUGAUUUUCAAACAAAUAAUACACAGCCAAUAAGACUAACAUCUAAUAGUAGUGACAUAUACAACCGAGAACGUCUAAAUGUGAAUGAAUUGGAAUGUAUUGUUAAUGACGAUCAUUUUGACUCAUUCUCUGUGUCUGAUGUUAAAGUUCAUAAUGGGUCAGAAAAUUAUAAUGGAAAACUAUCAACACAUACCCAUUUAGAAACGAAAAAAUCACAGUUUCAGAAUAAUUGUAAAGAAGGUAAUUUAUAAAUAUUGUUCACCAAGUUUUACAAAAUUGAAUAAAAUAUUUUAUUUUUUGAAACUAGUUCAUAAUUUUCCACUUUUCAAUACUUCUCAAUCAACCCGUGAAAGCAGACCAAAUAAAUGUUCAACUAUGUCUAAUUCUGCUGGAGAAUUCAACAAAACAAAUUAUUCUCAUUCAAGAGAAUUAUUUACGGUAAUUAUAAAAAGUCAAUAUAGGUGUCUAAUAAUAAUGCCUUCUAUGUAAUGUGCAGGUAUUUAGAUCAACUUUUGGCCUCCAUGAUUUCCGCCCCAAUCAAUUGGAAGCUAUUAAUGCAGCAUUACUUGGUCAUGAUUGUUUCAUAUUGAUGCCUACUGGUGGUGGAAAAUCCUUAUGUUAUCAAUUACCUGCAGUAAUAUCAAAAGGGGUUACCAUUGUUAUUUCACCUUUGAAAUCACUUGUAAUUGAUCAGACAGAAAAAUUGAAAUCUUUAGAUGUAAUUACUUUAUUUUCAAUAUUUUUUUAAAAAAAAUAAACUUGCAAUUUUCUAUUUAGAUUCCUGCUGCUCAUUUGUUGGGCAAUAUGCCACAAGAUGAAGAAAAUAAAAUUUUCACAAAGUUGUGCUUAACAGAACCAAGUAAUAAAAUUUUUGUUAUCUUUAAUUUUUUCAAUAUAAUUUUUACUACUAAUUUUAUCAAAUUAUUGAAAGCAUUAAAAAUGGUGUACGUUACACCAGAAAAAAUUGCUGCAAGUAUGAAAUUAGCUCAAGUUUUAGACAAUUUGCAUGGUCGUGGAAAACUAGCUCGUCUUGUUAUUGAUGAAGCACAUUGUGUUUCUCAUUGGGGUCAUGAUUUUCGGUAUAAGUGAACAAUUUUCAGUUUCUUUUGCAUUUGAUCUAUAAUUAUUGGAUUAUUAAUUUUAGACCAGACUAUAAACGUUUGGGAGAAUUCAGAAAAAAGUAUCCAAAAGUUCCAAUCAUGGCUUUAACAGCUACUGCAACACCACGUGUACGUCAAGACGUUUUACACCAACUUCAGAUUAGUGGAACAAAACUGUAAGACUUAAAAAUUAAAAAAUAAAUGUUUUAUUAAUUGUACUGUUUGUCCUUAUUUGAUUUGUUUGGCAGUUUUUUGUCCAGUUUCAACAGACCUAAUUUGUUGUACAAAGUUGUUCCAAAAAAAGGGAAAGCAACUCUAGAAGAAAUAGCUAAUCUUAUCAAAGAGAGUUAUAAAAAUCAAUCUGGUAUAAUUUAUUGUUUGUCAAGAAAAGACUGUGAUAGUACAGCAGAUUUUAUGUGCAAUGAAGGAAUCAAAGCGAUUAGCUAUCAUGCUGGUCUAGCUGAUCAAAAACGGAAUGAUGUUCAAAUGAAAUGGAUCUCAAACAAAGUCAAUGUAAUUAUUAUUACUACUGAUAUUAUUAAUAUUCUAUAAUUAAGAUAAAAAAAAUAGAUAUAAGAAAUAGUAUUGACAAUUAUAUUUAGUGUUUUAUUAUAAUUUUGGUCAUACUUAACUAGUAAAUUGUAUCACAUUGAAAAUAUUUGUUCAGGUUGUUUGUGCUACAAUUGCAUUUGGUAUGGGGAUAGAUAAACCAGAUGUCCGUUAUGUUUUUCACUAUUCUCUACCCAAGUCUAUUGAAGGUUAUUAUCAAGAAUCUGGUAGAGCUGGACGUGAUGGUAAAAUAUCUCAUUGUUUGCUAUUCUAUAGUUAUCAUGAUAUGCACCGAAUUCGAAAACUUAUUGAAAGUAUGUACCCAUUUAAUGAAAUUGUAUUGUUUUAAGUUUUCAUAUAAUUAUAUAAGACAAGCUGUUUUAAUAAAGUACAAAUUUAAAAUCAAUUUUUUUCAUAAAUAUCUAUUUCUAUGUACAUAUUUAAUUACAAUAUAUAUAGUUUGUUUGAUAUUUUAAUUAUUUAGUGGAUGAUUCUGGUAACCACGAGUCAAAAAAAGUCCAUAUACAAAAUCUAUUUAGAAUCGUUUCAUUUUGUGAAAAUAAAACAGAUUGUAGGAGAACUUUACAAUUAAACUAUUUUGGUGAAACGUUUGAUGACAAACUUUGUAUUUCAAAUAAAGAAACUGCAUGUGAUAAUUGUCGAAAUAAAGUAAAUAUUGCUUGUACUAAAAGUUAAUGAUCAGUAUUAAUUUAAACAAAUUUAAAUACUUUAGUUUAGUUAUUUAUAGGGUUUUACAUAAAGUUUUGACACCUGAAAUCACUUUUGUUCUGCUUAAUAUUUUUAAAUUGUUUUUCUUAUGAUGAUUUCUAGAAUUUUACAUUAUGAUUUCUCUAUUUUUAAUUUUUUUAAAACCAAAAAUAAAAAAAUAAAAACAGUUUUUACAAAAUUCAAAGGAGUCAUUUUAUAAAUAUAUUUUAAAAAUUUUGGUGUUACAAAUAUUUAUUAAUUAUGAAAUGUGAAGUUUCUAUAAUUUUUUAAAAUUUAUAAAAAAUACUUUUCUUAGAAAAAUUGUCGAAUCGACAUAGUUAUUAUUUAGAAGUGAUAAUGAAAAAAGUUUAAAUCAUUAUUAACUUUAAAAGGUUGUACAAAAUUAACGAUUCAUCAAUAGCUAUCUUGGAUUUAGUAAAAACAGUUUCUUUUAUAUUUUUAAUUAAAUUUUUUAUUUUUGUUACAUAAAUUAUUAAAUAGUGCAAUCAUAAUGUAACAUUCUAGAAAUCAUAAUAAGAAAAAUAUUGAUUUAAUAACAAAAGUUACUUCAUUUGUCAGAUCAUUGUGUUACAGCUUAUAUAACAAUUAAACUAUUUACAUUAUUUACAUUAUUUUAGGCAGCAUUUAAAUACAUUGAUAUUACAGAAGAUAGUAUUCAAAUAGUAAAAACAAUUAAAGAAUUAUGUAGUAAGUCAGGUAGUAAUUGGAACAAUAAUUUUACUUUAAUACAUAUUAUUGAUAUAUUUAAAGGCAGUACAAAUCAAAAAAUAAAAUUACAUAGUGAGUUGUAUUCAUUAUUAAUUUUGAUUUUAACUUUGAUCACUAUACUGUACAGAAUAUAUAAUUAGUACAUAUUUUAUAAUUUAGAUCAUGAAAAAUUAAGUUUGCACGGCCGUGGAAAACAUUGGGAUAGAUUUGAUGUGGAACGUUUAAUGCAUAAAUUAGUCCUUGAAGGCUAUUUAAGAGAAGAAAUGGUUGCCUCUAAAGUGGAUAUAAUCAAUGCCUUUGUCAGAGUUGGUCCGGAAGCUGAAAAACUCAUUAGAGGAUUAGUUAAAGUAAGUUAUUAUUAUAAUUAGUUUUAUUUGUAUAGAAAUGGAGUUUUUUUUUUUAUCAGCUAAAAUUAGCAUCAACUACGAAAAAUAAAUUAAAUAUUGAAAGUACAAGUAAAACUUCUAAUAUACCAGUGAAUCCAAUCCUUAAAGAAAUUCAAGAAAAAUGCUAUGAAAAUCUAAUGGAUGUAUGUCGUGGAAUAGCAGCUUCAUUAAGCAUUAACACUAAUGCUGUUAUGCCUAUUCAAGUAAUUAAGACAAUAAUAUAUGAUUAUCUUUGUUCAUAUUAAGCAUAGAAUCUUUUAUAUAAUAUUUAUUUUUUUUUUUUGGUAAUAUAUUCAUAUGAAAUAUAUUAUUAUUUACUAGCUAUUCCGUAUGACUGACCAUGCAUAGUCUUCUUCUUACUGGCCUUCAUUUGAAUUAUUUGUGUUCAACUACCCUUGUCUUAAACACCCAAUUGACACAAUCUCAUAUAAUACUCACAUAUACUGUCCAUCCUCAUAUCAUUCUUUAUCACAUCUAUAACUAUUUAUGAUUUUUCUCUUUCCUCCUACGUUAAUUUUCAUUUCCAAUCUUAAUGCUUUUAAUUCCUUUCUUCUUAUAAUAUGCCUAAGUUUAUUUUCUCUUAUUUUGUCCACUAUCAAAAUAAUGCUAACUUUUCUCGUGCACAAUAUUAAUCUUAACAAAAUAAAAAUAAUUAAAUAAUAAAUAAUUUACUUAUUAAAAAAACUAUGUAACUCAUCUUAUACAUAUUGGGUUUCGGGAAAAUUGGUUUCCAAGUGCAUACAAGAUCCAUUAAAUGCUUUUAUAAGUAAAUUCUCAGGUCACUUGUAAUAUAUUUGGUUGUACAUUUCACACAGACCAAAAAACAGGUCAAACUCUUCCUUUUAAUAAUAUAAAUUAUUAUAUCCACAUAGGUACUAUAAUUAUUACUCUAUGAUAAAACAGUUUCUAAAAACCAAAAAAACAAUAUUGUUUAACUGUGUUUUGAAUAAAUACACUCAAUUUUUUUAGGCUAUUCAAGAAAUGUCUCAAACUUUGCCAGAAACUGAAGAAGAAAUGCUAAAAAUUGUUGGUGUAACUAAAGCCAAUUUUGAUAAAUAUGGCCAUCAGUUAUUAGAAAUUACACUAGAAGCUGCAGCAAAUAAAUUUGGUAAGUUACAUAAAAAUGAGUGAAUGAAAUUAUGUGUAGAAUCUGAAUUAAGUUGUUAUGGAUGCUAUAUUUUUUUUUUUAAGUUAAAAAAAGAAUUAUGCCUUUCUUGGGUUAAAGUAUAUUAAAGCCCCUGUAAAUAUAUAAAUUAUUUGGCCAAUCACAUUUUCAAAAUGGAAUAAACAAAAUUAAUUAAAACUUAAAUAAUAAAAAUUGUUUAUUUGUGUUGAAUUAAUUAUUUUGCUUAUCAAUAUAAAUAAUGCAUUAUAAUUGUAUUAAAAUAUACUUAAAAGAUGACCUCUAAUUAUUGUUGGUGAUAAGCAAUGUGAAUACUUAAAAUAGUUUUCGGAUUUUAAUAUAUUGAAAAUUAAUUAAUAUGUAUUAUUGUAAUAGAUAUGGAAUGUGAACAAGAUAAACAAAAUAAUAUGGAGGUAGAAGAAGUUGAUUGGCUCAAGACUAGUGUGGAUUGCCCAUAUUUUGAUGAUGUACCCUCUGGUUUAGCAAAUAAUCAGAAUAAGAAAAGAAAAAAAUUUACAAAUAAAGUAGGAAACAAAAAGUUUAAACGAGGAAAAAGUAAAAUGUAUGCUCAUAUACCUUAUAUGUAUAUAUUUUUUAUUUAUUUAGCUGACAUUAAUUUUUAUUGUUUCUGUUUGAAAACAGAUAUAAAAAAAAAGGUACAACACAAUCUGUGGCUUCCAAACAACCGAAACCACAAACAUCAAGAAUGACAUCUGGUGUAAAAAUUCCACCAUCAAAUAGACCAGGGUUCUUAUCUGCUCCCAAAGUAUCUUAUUUUUAAUAGUUCAAAUAUUUUUUCCUUCUUAAUGAACUGAUUAUAAAAGAAUUUAAGUAUAAUUUUAAUUUAUUUUAUUAGACCUGUAAUAUAAUUAAGAUGUUUCUCAAUAUUUAUUAUAUACAGUGUUAAUAUUUGAAACACAUUUUUAUUUAAUAAUAUGAUAAUAAAAUAUUUUAGUUCUAUGAUCCAAACAUUGAUAACAUUUAUUAUUAUUCAUAAAUACUUAAAAAUAAUAAUAAUUGUUUGUGCAUGCAUUAUCAAUAGGUGUUUAAUUAAAAUGUUCCUAAAAAAUAUAAUAUGUGUAUAUACA